Messenger RNA from Clonostachys rhizophaga, 756 nucleotides. The record is from the annotation of a GenBank genome assembly. Lineage: Eukaryota; Fungi; Ascomycota; Sordariomycetes; Hypocreales; Bionectriaceae.
AUGUCGGGCGUUAAGAGAGACCGGGAUGGGAACGCAAGAGUGAAGCCAGCACCCCAAGACGGUCCCCGAGGCCGGUUCCAUGAUAUGUUUGAAGGUUUCAGGGACGAGCUUGACGAGCAUCACGAUAGGCGGGAGAGAAUAAUCAAGGCCUCUCGGGAUGUGACUGCCUUGAGCAAGAAGAUAGUCAAGCAAUUAGGAAAGGGCAUCCCCCCAAGCACACAGAAAGAUGUCGAUUUAAAGCUUGAGGAGAUCUCCAAGCUUUUGACAUCCGUCGUCCCUGAUCUCCAGUCCCUUAAUAGGUAUCGAUAUUCCUACUCGCUCCGGUGCCUGGAGGAAUUCGUGGAGGCUCUGUCGUUCCUGCAUUAUCUUCGCCAUCAGACCCUCAUCUCAAAGGGCGAGGUAGAUGCAGCAAUGCCCGCGGACAUGUCUCUCACACCACACGAUUACCUCUUCGGAGUUUUUGAUCUGUUCGGCGAAAUGAUGCGUUUCGCGACUGUGACCACGGCCCAGAUGGGCGAGCUGGUAGGCAACGAGGCCGGACGCAACAUCUUGUCCGACAUCCACGAGCUGAGCUGUGCCUACGAGAUGCUGCCCGAGGUCCCGACCAAGGACUACAGGGGCAAGAUGGAGGUUAUGCGACAGAGUGUCCAGAAAGUUGAGAAGCUAGGCUAUGGAAUCGUCGUCCGUGGAAGUGAGCGACCUAAGGGGUGGAUUCCUGACAUGAAGGAUGAUGCGCCGGCACCUACAUCACCGUGA